Gordionus sp. m RMFG-2023 is the source of this 1850-nucleotide messenger RNA. Its product is annotated as tubulin alpha-4A chain-like. Gene Ontology annotation, biological process: microtubule cytoskeleton organization; mitotic cell cycle. The record is from RefSeq and is a predicted model, not a curated record. NCBI's taxonomy places the organism in Eukaryota, Metazoa, Nematomorpha, Gordioida, Chordodea, Parachordodidae. Gene Ontology annotation, cellular component: cytoplasm; microtubule. The transcript is spliced from 6 exons. Bases 158 to 1567 code for a protein of 469 amino acids. Gene Ontology annotation, molecular function: GTP binding; structural constituent of cytoskeleton.
AAGAGAUAAAAAGCAUGUACGUGAAUAUAAUAAUUAUUUUAUAAAAUCUGGACUAUUUCGCGUAUCAAAAAAAAUAUUGGGGAUAAAUUGUUCUAUCUGCUUCGAUUUGAAUUCUUCUUUCUCCUAAUUACUUAAAUAAGUAUUAGCUAUUGGAAGAAUGAGUUAUGAUAAUACCAUGAGAUUCUAUUCCAACACUCGGAUGAAUUCGCGCGAAUGCAUAAGUAUCCACGUGGGGCAAGCCGGCGUUCAAAUGGGGAAUGCAUGUUGGGAACUUUACUGCCUAGAACAUGGAAUUAAUUAUGAUGGUCAAAUGCCAUCCGAUCCAAGUUUUGGAGUAGCCGAUGCCUCUUUCAAUACUUUCUUUUCUGAAACUGAUUCGGGUAAACACGUUCCUAGGGCGCUAUUCGUCGAUUUAGAACCUACGGUUGUUGAUGAGAUACGCACCGGCCCCUACAAGAACCUGUUUCACCCCGAACAAAUGAUAACGGGAAAAGAAGAUGCUGCCAAUAAUUAUGCCCGUGGUCACUAUACGGUCGGGAAGGAAAUAAUCGAUUCUGUAUUAGAUCGAAUUAGGAAAAUGAGUGAACAAUGUCCCGGAUUGCAAGGGUUUUUGGUGUUUCAUAGCUUUGGAGGGGGUACUGGCAGUGGAUUCACAUCCUUACUCAUGGAAAGACUCUCCGUGGAAUACGGUAAAAAGGCCAAAUUAGAGUUCUCUGUUUAUCCUGCUCCUCACAUAUCAACGGCCGUAGUUGAACCCUACAACUCGAUCUUAACCACUCAUACCACUUUAGAGCAUUCCGAUUGUUCGUUUAUGGUAGAUAAUGAAGCCAUAUAUGAUAUUUGUAAGCGAAACCUCAACAUUCAAAGGCCCGGUUACACAAAUCUGAACAGAUUGGUGAGUCAAAUAGUCUCCAGCAUAACUGCUUCCCUCCGAUUUGACGGAGCGCUCAAUGUUGAUUUAACCGAGUUUCAGACCAACCUCGUGCCUUACCCAAGAAUCCAUUUCCCUUUAGCCACUUACGCGCCUAUCCUAUCAGCUGACAGAGCUAGUCACGAAGCAAUCUCGGUCUCAGAAAUAACUAACAUGUGCUUCGAACCCAACAGUCAGCUGGUUAAAUGUGAUCCUAGUCAUGGCAAAUACAUGGCAUGUUGUCUUCUAUAUAGGGGCGACGUAGUUCCAAAAGAUGUGAACGCGGCCAUCGCUGCCAUAAAGAUGAAACGUUCGAUACAAUUCGUCGAUUGGUGUCCAACCGGUUUCAAAGUCGGAAUUAAUUAUCAACCCCCUACAACAGUUCCUAAUGGCGAUCUAGCUGCUGUUCCAAGAGCCGUAUGUAUGCUAAGUAACACAACAGCUAUAGCUGAAGCAUGGAGUCGGCUAGAUCAUAAAUUCGAUCUCAUGUACGCGAAAAGGGCUUUUGUUCAUUGGUAUGUUGGAGAAGGAAUGGAAGAAGGAGAAUUUACUGAAGCUAGGGAAGAUUUAGCGGCUCUUGAAAAAGAUUAUGAAGAAGUAGGUAUCGAUACGUCCGAAUUAGAAAACGCAGCCAACAAUGCAGAAGAUGAAUACUAGUGCUGGGAAAAUUAAAUCCUCUUCUUUGCAAUAUUUAUGUUUAUAAUUCGUUUAUUAUAUGUAAACUUUAGUAAUUUAUAUUUGUAUAUAAAGUUUACUGUAAUGGCUUUGAGUCCUGUAUCCUAUUAUAUGUUCGCUAAACCCAAAUUGCCCAAACAUCGAAUAAUUUAUUGACAUAUAUUAUUUAUAUAUAUAAUUUUAAACCAUGUGAUGUAUUUAUUCUUCUUUUUAUAUUAUAAUUAAUUGUUAAUAUUUUUUAUAUUAAUAAAAAUAAUUGACUGCC